GAUGCCGCCGGGCGCCCCGUGACUGGACCAUGGCCCGCUCGCUGGCCUGGCGCUGCUGCCCCUGGUGCCUGACGGACGACGAGAAGGCGGCGGCGCGCCUGGACCAGGAGAUCAGCCGGCAGCUGCUGGAGCAGAAGCGACGCGAGCGAGGCGAGCUCAAGCUCCUGCUGCUGGGCCCGGGCGAGAGCGGGAAGAGCACUUUCAUCAAACAGAUGCGGAUCAUCCACGGCGCCGGCUACUCAGAGGAGGACCGCCGGGGCUUCCGGCCGCUGGUCUACCAGAACAUCUUCGUGUGCAUGCAGGCCCUGCUCGAGGCCCGGGAGCGGCUGUGCAUCCCCUUCAGUCGGCUGCAGAGUGAGCGCCACGCCAGCCUCGUCAUGAGCCAGGACCCCUACAAGGUGACCAGCUUCGAGAGGCGCUUCGCCGUGGCCAUGCAGUACCUGUGGAGGGACGCGGGUGUCCGUGCCUGCUAUGAGCGCCGGCGGGAGUUCCAUCUGCUGGACUCGGCUAUAUACUAUCUGUCACACCUGGACCGCAUCUCUGAGGAGAGCUAUGUCCCUACCGCACAGGACGUGCUCCGAAGUCGCAUGCCCACCACUGGCAUCAAUGAAUACUGCUUCUCCGUGCAGAAAACCAACCUCCGGAUUGUGGAUGUGGGAGGCCAGAAGUCGGAGCGCAAGAAGUGGAUUCACUGCUUCGAGAAUGUAAUCGCCCUCAUCUACCUGGCGUCGCUGAGUGAGUACGACCAGUGUCUGGAGGAGAAUAACCAAGAGAACCGGAUGAAAGAGAGCCUGGCCCUCUUCGGCACCAUCUUGGAGCUGCCCUGGUUCAAAAGCACGUCGGUCAUCCUCUUCCUCAACAAAACCGACAUCCUGGAGGAGAAGAUCCCCACCUCGCACCUGGCGACCUACUUCCCCAGUUUCCAGGGCCCGAGGCGGGACGUCGAGGCCGCCAAGAGCUUCAUCCUGGACAUGUACACCCGCAUGUACGCGGGCUGCGCAGACGCCGACGGGGACCGGAAGAGCGCGCGCUCCCGUCGCCUCUUCAGCCACUACACGUGCGCCACGGACACACAGAACAUCCGCAAGGUCUUCAAGGACGUGCGGGACUCCGUGCUGGCCCGCUAUCUGGACGAGAUCAACCUGCUCUGACCCGG
Molecule: messenger RNA, 1156 nt
Organism: Sorex fumeus (smoky shrew)
Lineage: Eukaryota; Metazoa; Chordata; Mammalia; Eulipotyphla; Soricidae
Gene: GNA15
Product: G protein subunit alpha 15
Exons: 7
Coding region: 30-1151 (373 amino acids)
Biological process (GO): action potential; phospholipase C-activating dopamine receptor signaling pathway; adenylate cyclase-modulating G protein-coupled receptor signaling pathway
Cellular component (GO): heterotrimeric G-protein complex
Molecular function (GO): G-protein beta/gamma-subunit complex binding; GTPase activity; guanyl nucleotide binding
Source: RefSeq, a predicted model, not a curated record